UGUAACUCCUAAUCGCUUGCUUAUAUUGGAGGGGGAAUCAAAACCUAAUCUCCAGAUGAGGCAAUACUAAAUUGACUCGCAAUCAAAUUCUUCUUCUUUCCAAUUCCCUUUCCUAUUGGGGAAUCAGUUCCGAGAUUCAGACAUAUAUGAAUUCGAUUUCAUAAAUCGAUCACUCUUAUCCUCCGCAGUUGCCUUGAUUCCCUAGAAUUUCUCUCUAGGGUUUUUGUUUUUCCUUAACAUAUUGGGAAUUCUGCAGGCAUGGAGGGAAAUAAAGAUGACGCUCUCAAGUGCUUGAAGAUCGGUAAGGAAGCCAUCGAUUCCGGUGAUCGAGCUCGAGCGGUGAAGUUUCUCAACAAAGCUCGCCGGCUCGAUCCCAGUCUCCCCAUCGACGAUCUUCUAUCAAAGGUCGAGAAUCAGUCGUCUGAUGCCGAAUCCGCAAAUUCUGCUGGACCCAAAGUCGAUACUUCGACCAAACCUUCCGAUCAGCCAUCUGUUCGAUAUCGUGGAACUUCGAAUGCCACAUCAGCUUCCUCUUCUUCGUCCUCGGCAGUGUACACUGAGGAGCAGAUCGCAAUUGUGAGGCAGAUUAAGAAAAAGAAGGAUUACUACGAGAUCUUAGGGCUCGAGAGGACUUGCUCUGUUGAGGAUGUUCGAAAAGCCUAUAGGAAACUAUCCCUCAAGGUUCAUCCCGAUAAAAAUCAAGCUCCCGGAUCCGAUGAGGCAUUUAAGUUGGUGUCAAAGGCGUUUCAAUGCCUCAGCAAUGAGGAAAACAGAAGGAAAUACGAUGUAACUGGAUCUGAAGAGCCUGUUUUUCAGAGACGCACAACUAGGCACGCCGGGCAGGGUUACAACGGAUUUUACGACACUGACUUUGAUGCUGAUGAGAUAUUUAGGAACUUCUUCGGUGGAAUGGCUCCUGCAACAGCUCAGUUCAGGACCUUCAACUUCGGGGGAGGUAUGGGGCAUAGGACUGGCGAUCAGGGAUCCGGUGGUUUCAAUAUGCGCGCUCUUAUUCAGUUGCUGCCGGUGAUACUGAUUUUGUUGCUGAACUUUUUGCCAUCCUCGGAACCUAUCUACUCUCUCUCAAGGGUGUAUCCAUACGAGUACAAGGUCACCACGGAGCGGGCAGUUAAUUUCUAUGUUAAGUCGACUAAGUUCGAGCAGGAUUACCCUCUUGGGACUGCAGAACGUGCGAAACUUGAGAGAAGAGUGGAGAGGGAUUAUGUUUCUGCUUUGGCACAGAACUGUAGGUACGAGAUGCAGAGGCAGCAGUGGGGAUUCAUAAAGGAGACUCCUCAUUGUAACAUGUUGCAGCAAUUUCAGUCAGCUGGUGCUUGAAGACUGCGGUUGAGAUAAAUUGAGGCGUGUACAGGUGAAUGAGAGGAAGGAGAGUUAAUCGGAAAGGCUCUCCUGCACUUGUUUGAGGGUGUUUCUGAGAUGGGAUGGGCCAAAUGGUAUGAUUGUUCCUUGUUGGAUGUUAGAAAUGGGAAAUGGGAGGGGCUCUCCUCGCCCUCCCCCAACGCGCUUUCAAUUGGAAGAUGGAUGGUAUAAUUGUUUUUCUUGCUGGUUGAUUACUUGUUCUAUCUAGGCAAAUUUUGUUGGUCU
Tripterygium wilfordii is the source of this 1605-nucleotide messenger RNA. RefSeq names its product chaperone protein dnaJ 49-like. Gene Ontology annotation, molecular function: Hsp70 protein binding. The coding region runs from base 259 to 1338 and encodes 359 amino acids. Gene Ontology annotation, cellular component: endoplasmic reticulum membrane. The record is from RefSeq and is a predicted model, not a curated record. Gene Ontology annotation, biological process: cellular response to misfolded protein. The transcript has 2 exons. Lineage: Eukaryota; Viridiplantae; Streptophyta; Magnoliopsida; Celastrales; Celastraceae.